UUCAUUCCAACCAAAAAAGUUUCCAACUUUAUUGUGAAUUAUCAGUCUUCUUCACCUCAUUGUUGCCAUCUCGCUCGGAUAUAAAAAGCCUCUAAUCACCCUUUCAUUAUUGCUUUCUUUCGCGCACAAAUAUCUCUUGAGAUAAGAUUUCAUCAGUUGAGGUAUACCAGAGAUGGCGUCCAUGCAAACUAGUUUGGCAUCAGCUGUGUGCAACAACAGAAACUGCACUACUUCAUCGAAAUUUCUCAGCAGCUCCUUCCAGUAUGGAACGGACAUGAAUGGACAGGUUGCAAGUAUAAGAAGAAAGGAAGUCUCCCCUGCUUUCUUUUCAGGCCCCAAAGCUACACUAACUUUUGAUCCCUCCACUACCAACCAAGAAAAAGUUAAGAUGCGGAAGCACACAGUUGAUCCGAAUGCCCCUGAUUUCCUCCCACUUCCAUCCUUCGAGGAUUGCUUCCCUAAAAGCACAAAAGAGUACACGGAAGUCAUUCACGAGCAGUCCGGAACUGUGCUGCACGUCCCAUUCAGGCGUGUCCACCUUUCAGGGGACGAGCCACAUUUCGACACCUAUGACACCAGUGGUCCGCAGAACAUCAGCCCGCGCCUUGGGCUCCCGAAGGUGAGGAAGGAGUGGAUUGACAGAAGAGAAAAGGUGGGCGGGCCACGGUAUACUCAGAUGUACUAUGCUAAGCAGGGAAUCAUCACAGAGGAGAUGGUGUUCUGUGCUGCUCGUGAGAGGAUUGACCCAGAGUUCGUGAGAUCCGAGGUUGCUCGUGGUCGUGCAAUCAUCCCCUCGAACAAGAAGCACCUCGAGUUGGAGCCUAUGAUAGUGGGACGCAACUUCUUGGUGAAGGUGAAUGCCAACAUUGGCAACUCUGCAGUUGUGAGCUCAAUCGAGGAAGAAGUCCACAAGCUUCAGUGGGCAACAAUGUGGGGUGCUGACACCAUCAUGGACCUCUCAACGGGUCGCCACAUCCACGAGACACGUGAGUGGAUCCUACGCAACUCUGCUGUGCCCGUUGGCACCGUGCCUAUCUACCAAGCGCUGGAGAAGGUGAACGGGAUUGCUGAGAACCUCACUUGGGAAGUCUUCAGAGAGACACUGAUUGAGCAAGCUGAGCAGGGUGUUGAUUACUUCACGAUCCACGCUGGCGUCCUGCUCCGUUACAUCCCACUGACAGCUAAGCGGAUGACGGGCAUUGUCUCUCGUGGCGGAUCCAUCCAUGCCAAGUGGUGCCUAGCUUAUCACAAGGAGAAUUUUGCCUAUGAACACUGGGAUGAUAUACUAGACAUUUGUAACCAAUAUGACAUAGCCCUGUCCAUUGGUGAUGGAUUGAGGCCCGGAUCAAUAUACGACGCCAAUGAUACUGCUCAGUUUGCCGAGCUCUUGACUCAAGGCGAAUUGACACGUAGAGCUUGGGAAAAGGAUGUGCAGGUGAUGAACGAAGGGCCCGGACACAUCCCGAUGCACAAGAUCCCCGAGAAUAUGCAGAAGCAAUUGGAAUGGUGUAAUGAAGCACCAUUCUACACUCUUGGCCCUUUGACAACCGAUAUUGCUCCAGGAUACGAUCACAUUACCUCAGCCAUCGGAGCUGCCAACAUAGGGGCUCUUGGAACGGCACUUCUCUGCUACGUGACUCCUAAGGAGCAUCUCGGAUUGCCUAAUCGCGAUGAUGUGAAGGCCGGAGUCAUAGCAUACAAGAUAGCUGCACAUGCUGCUGAUCUGGCGAAGCAGCACCCUCACGCUCAAGCUUGGGAUGAUGCGCUGAGCAAGGCGAGAUUUGAGUUCCGGUGGAUGGAUCAGUUUGCUCUGUCGUUGGACCCGACAACUGCCAUGUCGUUCCACGAUGAAACGCUGCCAUCUGAUGGUGCUAAAGUGGCACACUUCUGCUCAAUGUGUGGGCCUAAGUUCUGCUCAAUGAAGAUAACCGAGGAUGUGAGGAAAUACGCUGAGGAGCAUGGCUAUGGGGAUGCAGAGGAGGCCGUCCUGCACGGUAUGGAAGCCAUGAGUGCUGAGUUCUUAGCUGCCAAGAAAACUGUCAGCGGAGAGCAACACGGCGAGGUUGGAGGUGAAAUUUACUUGCCGGUGGAGUAUGUUAAAUCUAAGACAGCUUAAAGGGGCUUCUUUCACAGAAGAUGCAAUAAACUAGGCACGAUCUAGCACCGAAUCUUGGAGCUAUGAUGCAUGGUUUAGCUAAAUUCAAGAUGCAUUAGGUGAGUAAACUAGUAGCUUCAGCCAUGAAGUGUGUCCUUUUUAUCUCGAUCAUGCUUGUAUAGACAGCAAUAAGAAAUGGUUUCUCUUUUGAUGUUAAAUGCACCCUUUUUUUUUGUCCAUUGAUUGAUGAGAAAACGCACCGGGGGUGUCUGUACCGGGUCCAGCUCGGGCCGUUGAGGCCGGGGCUGGGCCGGGUUCAGGCUGAGAAAGUCCCUUUGAACCUGAACAGGAUAAUGCCUGCGUAGGGAGUGUGCUUUUUUGUGUGUUUUGUGUGGUUGCACAGGGAUGAAGAUCAACUGCACAGUUCCAGCUAUCUCUCUACACCUUCCUUUGUAUGAAGCUUUUCAAGAUGUCUUGUGGUGUGUGUGUGUGUGUGUUGGUUACAACUUAGAGGUUGCUUAUUAGGUUCAACCACGCGCUGUCCGGCCGGAUUCUCGUGUUAUAUCUCGUGUUUCAACGUUUCGGUAAUGUGAUAUAGUAAUUGUUGUUGUAUUUCA
Salvia miltiorrhiza (redroot sage) is the source of this 2712-nucleotide messenger RNA. RefSeq names its product phosphomethylpyrimidine synthase, chloroplastic. The coding region runs from base 173 to 2116 and encodes 647 amino acids. Gene Ontology annotation, molecular function: iron-sulfur cluster binding; carbon-carbon lyase activity. The transcript has 6 exons. Gene Ontology annotation, biological process: thiamine biosynthetic process. The record is from RefSeq and is a predicted model, not a curated record. NCBI's taxonomy places the organism in Eukaryota, Viridiplantae, Streptophyta, Magnoliopsida, Lamiales, Lamiaceae.